AUGGCGGCGGCGCUGCGCUGGGACCUCCCGCGGUGGGAGGCCGCGCUGCGUCGUUGGGUGCUCGCGAGCUCGCCGAGGCACGGGGUCGCGAUCGACGCGGCGACGAGGGACCAUGUCUGGGUGCUGGUGCGGCUGUGUCUGAAGGCGGCAGCCUCGGAGGCAUGCUGCUCCCUGGAGCGUUCCAUGAACGGAGUCGUUGGAGGAUCUGGGUUUGAUCCAAUGGCCGUAAGGUUUGAGUGCCCAAGGCUUGUGGAGGGCGUCUCAUGGCUGGGUGCACAGCUCGCGAUCCUGUAUGGGGAGGGCAGUGGGAGAUCCUUUGCGAUUGCCGCGGUGAGGGAGGCUAUUCUGCAGGUGGGUUCUUGUUUAGCUGUUGGUGUUGGAGAUGCUGUUGACAGCGGUAGCGGCGGAGAGGCAGGAGCUAGUGGAGGAUCAGGUGUACAAGGAAGUGAUUCUGGAAAUGUUGAGAAGCAUUCUGUGCCUGUUGCUCAAGUUGCUGCUGCCAUUGUGGCACUGUAUGAGAGGUUCUCUUUGGAAGAGAAGAUCAAGGCACUGCGAGCACCACACCCAUCAAAAUAUCAGCUAUUACUGGAAUAUUCACAAGCAUUGCAGCGAGGCCACGAGGAGCGAUCAAAGCGACCAAACUACAGAGCCGUUCUGGAGUAUGAUGGUAUUAUAUCACGCCGAGUAGAUAGCCAGGAAUCUGAUAGAGCCAAGACUAGAGAAGAGCUUUUAGCGGAAGAGCGAGAUUACAAGCGAAGAAGAAUGUCGUACCGUGGCAAGAAAGUGAAGAGAAAUCCAAAAGAGGUAUUAAGAGACAUAAUUGAUGCGCAUAUGGAAGAGAUCAAACAGGCAGGAGGGAUUGGUUGUCUUUUGGAUGUGCCUGGUGAUAUUGCGCAGAGUAAGCUUAAGCACAGUCCACAUGAAGGCACAUACCAUGGAAGUUAUAAUCCUACGAGCAGUUCUUAUGAUAAUGAAGUUUCUGGUCUUCAGUCAGUCAGUUGUGAAAAAUUACCAUGUGCUGAUUCUUUUGGAAUAGUUUCAUCAAGGAACCAUGGCACGAGGGAUUCAUAUAAGGACUUAAGAAAUGGAAGUCAUCAACGCCGGUAUCAGAAAGUAUCUGAUAAUGAGAACAGAAGGAGUAAAGAUUCAGAAAGCAAAGUAGAUCAAAGGUAUUCUCGCAAUCAUGAGAACAGCAGACAUGAAAGAAAUUCUGAUGAUCAUAGGAAAUAUGGUUAUAAGUAUAACAAAGAUGGCUCAGACUACUAUUCUGAAUCCACUGGUUGCACAAGAGACCGCAUGUCAAGAGUCAGAAGCAAUGAUAUGAGUAUAGCUAGUCAUACCCGACGUAGAUCAGUGUCUGUCACUCAAGAUAAGUUCAGUGAUAGAUAUGAUCCCCAAAAUCCAUAUUCUGAUGUAGAUCCUGCAACAAGCAUGUUUGAUGAUGGAUCUGCAGGCCAGCCUGAGUUAUACCAUGAUGGGAUGCAUCAUAGAAGGAAACGUGAUUGUCAAUACUGAAAAAAUAUAAACAGUUGCCCUUUUUUGGUCAGGCAACAGUAUUGGGAAGUAAAGCUGCAAACUCUUAGAAAUAGUUUAGCUGGAAUGCUGGAUUAACAUUUCUUCCUAGCUUUCCUGAAAUGCUUGAGUUUCUCUAGGUCGUUUAUGUUAUUUCUUUUUAUACUAGUAAAUGUGAUCUGUAUUGCCCUUCGGAUGUAUUAGUGUAGGGUUGAUGUUAUGUAACCAAGGAACAUAGCUUGGACUGUUUGGUGGUCAUCACAUGAAAUUUAUAUUCGGUACUGCACAUCUCCUGAAGGCACACUUCAGGCGUUGUUUUAAAGCAAAUUUGGUUCCAUGACAUCGAAAUAUGCUGGUUUUAGAAAUAUACCACUGAAAGAUC
Messenger RNA from Oryza brachyantha (malo sina), 1894 nucleotides. Its product is annotated as U11/U12 small nuclear ribonucleoprotein 48 kDa protein. The transcript has 5 exons. The coding region runs from base 1 to 1515 and encodes 504 amino acids. The record is from RefSeq and is a predicted model, not a curated record. NCBI's taxonomy places the organism in Eukaryota, Viridiplantae, Streptophyta, Magnoliopsida, Poales, Poaceae.